This is a messenger RNA of Cicer arietinum (chickpea), 1310 nucleotides long. Its product is annotated as light-inducible protein CPRF3-like. Lineage: Eukaryota; Viridiplantae; Streptophyta; Magnoliopsida; Fabales; Fabaceae. Gene Ontology annotation, biological process: regulation of DNA-templated transcription. The record is from RefSeq and is a predicted model, not a curated record. Gene Ontology annotation, cellular component: nucleus. Gene Ontology annotation, molecular function: DNA-binding transcription factor activity; sequence-specific DNA binding.
GUGAAGAUAAAUAUAACAGUGUUGGGUUGUUUUGCGGAGUUAACAUAACUUGUCUUUCGCGCCACAACGAUUUCUCUUCUCUUCUUUCAAUUUCAUCACUUUCUCUCUCACUUUCGUUUACUUCACAUUUCAUUCUCCUUCAGUUUCAGUUCUGGUAGCUACCGAACUCACAAGUUUCUCGAGCUCCAUGGGGAAAGAAGAAUCCAAUACAUUUGGCAGACCUUACAACUUUACGGGGCCUAAUGAUGAAACUCCAAACAAACCUACGCUACCACAUUGGACUACUUCUAUGCAGGCUUAUUACAAUCGUGGGUCUACUCCAGCUCCCUUUUUGAAUCAAUUUGCACACGGCCCUUACUUGUAUCAACAUCCCUACAUGUGGCUAAAUCAGGCAAACAAUGCACUACUUCAAUGUGAUCCUCUACAUGAUCCUGCGAAGCUCUCCAAUAAACCUCACCCACCUGAGGGUGCUGCACUGGCUUUCCAACAAAUAGUUCUCAGGAAUUAUGGCGACAGAAACUCAGAUUGGAAAAAAUUAUUUGGAAGAAACUCGCAACCUGAAAGUUCAAUAACUGGGGAAUCAAGAGAAUAUGGAAACCAAUCUUCAGCACGAAAAAAUGACUGGGCUGGAACCUCAAUGAGUGUAGCAAGUGGAAGCAAGAGAUCACCAGAUGAAGACCAAGAUGACAGUAAGAAUGAUUUUACUAUAAGUAAGAAGCAGAAAUCUAACAUGACUACUGGGGAUGAAAAUUCUUCUGGGCUGACUCAGAAUGUGGGGAAAGUUGCCAAGGAAUCGGACGCUGAUGCUCAACUAAAAAAUACGGAUGAUGAUGAUAUAAGAAAAGAAAGAAAAAGACAGUCAAAUAGAGAAUCAGCUAAGAGAUCAAGGAUACGGAAACAGCAAGAAUGUGACGAAUUAUGUAAAAAGGUAGACUCUAUCAGGGAUGGAAAUUCCGCCCUAACACAAAUGCUCGUUAAGCUUUCUGAGGAGUGUCUGGAGCUCACCAAUGAAAACGAUUCCAUUGAGGAAGAACUAAUUAAGAGGUAUGGACCAGAAUCAAUUGCAGAUCUAUUGCUCAUGAAGCCUGCUUGAGAUACUACUUCUGGUGGACUCCCAAAAAACAGUUUAAGAUAGGAAGCUUCUUACAACUGAUCAGAAUCCAUCUUAUAUUUUUUUAUUGGGGCUAGACUUGACUUUUGACCCUGCUUUUAAGUUGUUAAUCGAUAUUAGACAUUAGACAUAAUGAUAUAUUUGUAAAUCAACAUUACAAUAAUCUUUUAUUAGUAAAAUUAAAAGUUUUGGAGAUAUA